UGAUAAUGAAUAAAUUCUCCCACGUAUACUCAACCGUUGUGAAAGCUUGCGUCGAUUACAAAUACGGCAAGACUUAUGUCAGAAAAGGAAGGCGAUAUUUCAAAUUCUUUCACAAAAAUGUUCACGGAAAUACGUGAAUGAAAAAAAAACUUAAAUCUGGGUAGAAACUGAGGCGUGACUGAUGACGUAACGAAUGUCACUAGGGAAUCAUUUUUCAUUCCUGGCAAAGCUUUAUAAAACCCCGUACAUGCAGUAGAUUUACUGGUUGUGUUUGUCUAAUCACAAGUUAACGUCCUCCUUCAAGUAGUAUCAGUUAUUCGCGAAAAAAGCUACAAAAUGGCUUCCCGACCCAAAGGUUUUGGACUUACCGCUGAGCUGCAAAGAAAGGUACGAUGACAGGCAAAUUGUUGAUUUUCGUACUUGAUUGUUGUGUCUCCGCGAGCGAAAUUCCAUUUGCGUGCGAUUGAUUUUGUGCAAAUGAUAACUUUGUAUCGGGCAAAACGGACAAGUUAUUACCUUGAAAAUUUUUUACACGGACUUUGCAUUUUCACGUUUUGUUAAUGAUUCUCUGGACCGCGUAGAUCAUCUUGCCCGUCUCAAAAUUAUAAGUCUUCUGGGCUAGUGGUUUUGUUUAUGGAGGGCGCGGUUGAUUACGAUUACAUUUGCAAUUAUGCCGUCUUGUGCAAGUGAUCUAUAUUGCCAUUAACGUUGGUUAAUAUUAGCCUUGAUUACAGUGAGUUUUUUACAAGUCUUCUAUGAAGACAAUGAUGAAUAACGAGGAGAAUGUUAGAGAGAAAGUUAUCUAAGAGUCUACAUAUGGGAUGUGAAUGUUUAGUCAAAUUAAACAAGCUCGGCCGAACUUGUGAUCCAAGCAUGAUUAAAUACGGCGCUUUGUUUGCAGUUGACUUUUUGUAAGUGUUAAAUAUUUCCGUCUAAUACUUGUAGCUCUUGGAAAAUGUCAUGUCUUAAUCUGGUUUGCAUUUAUUUUUAUAUUUUGAGACCAUUGUUGAUUUUUUAUCAGAAAAUGAUGCAUCCCUGCAAGGUAUCUUUAUUUAUUUUUCAUUUUCAUGAUCAAAGUUGUGUUUAUAUGCCGCUUCUGGGUAAUUGGUAGUAAAGAAACGGACCAAUUACUCUUGGAGAGUUGUUUUCAAACUGUCAUUUAUCGUACAAGGGGCCUCUUUCGCCAAAAUUGAGGCUGCCGAUACUAUCGAUAAAGACAUGACCCAGACGUUUUUCUUGGCAAAUUGCAUGCGUCUCUUGAAUUCCAUCAUUUCGAUUAUUUCACAUCACACGUCACGCAAUGUUUUUACUUGCCCCUUCGGUUUUAUAAAUAUCGUGUCUAAAAUUCUUCUAGAAAUUUGUAGUAUUUAUAAUGUUCCUCUAAUUUCUCUUUCAUAAAAAAAAGAAGUAAAUUCAACGAAGUAGUGAAUUAUGUGCUUAGGGGAAUUUGAAUGUUUCUCGAAUAUCAGUUUUCCGGUUUUACCCCAUGCUAUAAAUACCAAUCCGCAUAGAAUUUUCUAGACCACAAUUUUUGGUUUCUGUGAUGUUCACUCCCAUAUGCUUUUCCUUAGAUGGCAGUGUUUUCCGAUAUAGAAAAUCCGGAGUUAUAAAAUAUGCAUGGUACUUGUGGAUGGUUAAGAUGUUUUACAAAGUUAGAUUUUUUCAUGCUUGAAAUUUGUAAAAUAUUUUAUCUUUAAAAUUCUUAUGAACAGAAAUUAAAAGAAAAUGUGAAACUUUUGUGUCUUGAUAAAUCCCUAAUAAAAUCGAAAUAAUCCAAUUAUUGUGAAAAUUGUGAGAUGAAAGGCAAGGUAAUAAUUCAGGGUUGUCACUAAGAUUUCAAGUUACUGGGUAAAUACAACAAGUAGGUGGGGAGUCAAACAGCUAGGGAUUUCUUUUGGUUCUAUUUUUAUUCUAUUUUCCAAUAAAAGUAGCCGGGGGCCACUCUCUUAGUAGCCGGGGAAAAUCCCCGGCCCCCGGCUCUUAAUGACAACCCUGAUAAUUUUUGUAUCUUGACAAUGUGAUAAAUUAUUAGAUAAAUAAGUACCAGUGGUAAAGGAGUUAUGUCACUAAUUUUUUUCAAUACUCAAACACUGUGAUCUUCCACCAAACUGGGUGAAACAAAAAUAACUGCUCUAAACAUUCAAAGAAAGUAUGAAUAACCCAGCUAAUACAAAAGGAGGCAUGAAAGAAGAUUGAAAUGGAUUGCAAUUGUGGUUUUUGUGAGGUUCUUUUCUUUUUAAUGUUCGAUUCCUUACGAAGUGCUCUUGCUAAAGUGUGUUAUGAUUUUAUCAGAAUUUGCAAUAUGUAUGACUCAUCAUGAUCGCAAGCCAUUAGGGUGAUAGUCUCUUUGCUUUAUGUCUAUCAAGAUAAUUUGGUGGUUGGUCAGUCCGCCUUGAUGUCAUCCAGACUGAUGUCACAGUGUCCGAAAUUAACUUUUUAAUGCGGGGGCCAACUGGCGAUCAAGUAUAAAUUUUUGGUCGCCAGAGGGCAAAUUGUGGUCGCCAAAAAUUUUCCCUCCCUUUUUUUCAAAUAAAAGUCUAAACACGAACAAAAAAUGCAUGAUAUGGACGUUUUUAUGCUCAAAAGUUGCACCACUUUUGCUCCCGAUACCAGAAAGCAACCGUAUGUGUACCAGUGAAGUCUUAUUUUUUCCACAAAUUACUUCUUGGAGAUAUAAAGCUAUCUAACCUAGAACAUAGGAACAGAAAGCUGUCUGCCCACGACUGCACUGAUCAUAUCAAAACUCUAUUUUCUUCCGAUAACUACCACGAAACACGAAACAUAAAACACGAGUCAAGCCGCCAUGUUGCUCGUACCAGGCCACAACUGUGCCACAUUACUCGUACCAGCUUACAAAGUACAUAACGUGCUUACCGUAUUUCAGCUGAAAACAACAUGGCGGCUUGGAAACGUUCAACUCGUAUUGAUCGUAGCUGUUGUGAAGGUAUUAUUACAAGAAGAUUCGUUUCACUUUUAAUCAAAAAAUAUCAGCAGGUCAAAAAGGAAGAGACCUGUUGGCAAAUAGCUUCGAGGUUUCAAUUCUUAAUCAGAUUCUCCGAAAGUUAAAGUCCACAAUAACAACCAGCUUUACAAGUCGCUAGCUGACGACCAGCUAUGAAAUUCUGUUCGCCAGGGCUAAAUUUUUAGUCGCAUUGGCGACCAGGAAGGCGCAAUUUCGGACCCUGUGUCAAGGUGCAUUGUGGGUUUCCAGGCAACCAAUUUUGCGGCCUCACAAGUGAAUGCGAUAAGGCUUGCCUUUUAUCUAUUGUUUUUUUUUAGCAGCUGUCUUAGGAGUCGAUUGAUAAGUGUUUUUUACCAUGAAUUUCGAAGACAAAAGUACUUUUAAGCGAAAAUGGAAGCAAUUUGGAUCAUUAGCCUUGAGAUGUGAGCAAAAAUCAAAGUAGCAAAACACAUGUUUUGCAUCCCACUUCGCAGACAAGUUUAUGUUGUAUCGGCUUAGUUGGGCAUCUGUUCUGUAAAUGUGAUGAAAUGCGUUUAAGUUGGGUUUUUUACUGUCAGUGUGUCACUACCCAGAUGUGUGUAGUGCUUCUGCAUGAUUGGUUGAAACAAAUUUCCCUGCAGCACAACCAAUCCGAGGUACCCAGAUCUGGGCUGUGACGUAUGUCAUCAGCAUCGAAUUUCUCUGCUUUAAAAAGUUCCUCAGACAUCAUUUUGCUGGGAUGCUACAUAGUCAUGGCAUCAUGAAAUGCCAUCUGUUUUCUUACGCCACUGGUAUCCAGAUACAAGUACUUCAAUAAUAUUAUUAGUCAGGCCCAGGGCUGUCAACUCUCCCAGAUAAUCCGGAAGACUCCAGAUUUUGGACCGGUUCUGCUGGUCUCCAGAUUAGAGUCUGAAAUCUCCUGGAUAAUCGCCAAAGUUUGCCAUUUCUUGUAGAAUCGACUUUCUGACAAUAUAACUUCAAAUACAUUGUUUGUUUGAGCUAUUUUACAGUUAACAUCGAACGUUUCCUCACAAGCUUCCGUGUGCCAUUGUUAUGUAAUAUAUAUAAGCAAUGUUAUUGCUGCAAAGUAAGCCAAUUAGGUCAAAUGUUGCAAUUCCAACAACAUCUUUUUCGUUCGUUUUUUUCACAAAUGAGGUCAUGUGCCGUGUGCAUUAUGAUGUCAUUUAUCAUCCCUCCCCCAUCAAUUCUCAAUAUUUGACGACGUGGGGGGUUGACAGCCCUGCAGGCCUCGGUUGUUUGAAAGGUGGAUAGUGCUAUCCACUGGAUAAAUAUCUACCCAAUGGAUUAUAAUACAAUUGCUUUUGGUAAUACCUAUCCUCUCUGGAUAGCGAUUAGGAUAGCACUAUCCAACUUUUGAACAACCGGGGCCAGGAGUCCGAACAAAAUUACCACUAGGUGGUGGCAGAUCAUUACAGAUGUACUUUUCUGGGAAACUGUCCACCUACCCCUCCCCUAAGUCAACAUUUUACUUUAAGUGAAUAGUAAGUGUUAAUGUUGGCUUAGGGGAGGGGUAGGUGGGCAUUUUCCCAGAAACAUAAUCUGAUCCGUGGUGAUUCACUUUCCCACCACCAUCUGGGUAUCGAGCAAACACCUCAAUCUUGUGUUUGAUGUACAUUUGAAGCUGGAGUCUGUGGAGUCAGAAAACAUGUCCACAACCACACCUCAUGGCUGCUUUUCCUGCGCUUUUCAAAAACGCAUGAACUCUGAAGUUCAAAAGCUGCCUUUAAUUCACAGUUGCGUUUUCCGCUGCUGUCAGUCAUAAUUACAAUUCCAAGCAACAAACCUUGAAACAAAGUAACUGACACAAAACGGAUCAAAAUCCACCAAGCACAAAUCAUAAACUGUGACCUUUUGAACCUCUUGAAGUAAACUUCUCUUUCCUAAGAGUUUUGCUAAGAUGGUUGAUCAAAACAAAGAACGCAAACAUCAGUUGGCUUUUGAACUUCAGAAUGUGUGUAUUUUUGAAAAGCUCAGCAAAAUUAUUUUGUUAUAAUUAAGGGAGAGUUAGGAUUUUGUAUUGUAGGCUGUUAACCCAUUCGCUCCUGGAGAUUUUGCCGAAAAACGCGUUUUGAAGCUAGUCGAGUGGUUUUCUGGUCACUGUCGUGCUAUGAAGAGCUAAAACUUACCACAAACUGGUUUACAGGUCGUACACUUCGCGGCCUUCUGAUCCAGAUGCAAAAUGUCAGCUUGCGAAGUUCGGGCAUGUGCAGAAAGCAAAAUUUCGAGAUAGUUUUUGGGUUUAAAAGUUACACAGCAGUCUUGACUUUUACUUUUCGCUUUCUCUCCUCCCUUCUUUUAUCGCUUUUCUUGCCUCAUUUUUUUUUUCUCUUGCUGGGCAUUUAGUUCCGAAGUAAAACCACCCUUCUCAAAAAUCCUUUCGAAAAUCCUAGAAUCCUAAUCCACUUUCCUUUCCAUCCACCCGUUACCUACAAGAUUUUCAUGGAGAUUUUCAGGUCAAUGUCACGUGGUUUUUUGGUUCUUUCUCCGGUGUCCUUGACUGAAUUGUGCUCAUUCUGGUAUGGUUUGAAAGAUCUCUUCACUCUGCACAAGUUAGCGAAGAAAGUUGUCCUUGACCGUUAAAACUGAUGACGUCACAAUGCAUGGUUAGAAAGGAUCUGGAUCCUUACGGGUGGUUCAGGGGCGAAUGGGUUAAACUUAAUUAAGAGCAGCUAGUGUCCACUUGAGAGAGCCUAUGUUUUUAUUGUUGUCUGUUGAGGGAUUUUUGUUUGUAUGACUGGAAUAUCACAGGUAUGACAAAUACAAUUAUUGUAGAACUGCAUGAACCUUUAAGAACCUGUGGUUAAUCACUUCUCUGUUGAUUAUAAUAAUAACAAAAAUACAGAAAGAUGCCAAAUAUGACCCUGAGUUGGAGGCGCAAAUCAGAGAUUGGAUCAAUCAAGUUCUUGGAGGACAAGUUCUUAAUCCCUCUCCUGAUCCGAAAGACUUCUAUGAAAGCCUAAAGAGUGGAGAAGUCCUUGUUGAGUAAGUGCUAGGAAACGUUAAAAUUAAUAUUUAUCGCUGCCUAUUUGUAUUUAAUCUUGUUUUAAAAAUGCCUGUGCAUACUUCUAAGCAAUUGUUUUUGAGGAAGCUAUUGAAUGACCAAUGAAAGUAAUAGUUAAUUAAAUUAUAUUAAUUUUUGUAUUGUCUAUUGCAAGUUGCAAAUUACUGUUAAUUGAACUGCUAUCGUCAUUUAAUUUUAUUGAUUCAAUUUCAUUGAGUCACUGAGACUUUACCAGAACCAUAUAACCCGGAAGCAUCUAAAUUCUCCUUUUUUGUUUCGAACCAUGCUGGGACUUUUUAGCUGUCCAAUAAAGAAGCACAGAAAUUUUUUCAUGAAUAGGGAAUCAGAGCAGUGAAGGCAUUCCAGUGUCUUAAACAAUAGCUAAUACUGCAUUCUUCCAGUCCCUAACUGUUGUCCUGCAAGUUCAUCCAUAACAGCAGGCGCGAGCAGAGCCCCAUACCUAAGAAAAUAUGGACGUGACCAUUUGGCGUCUGUCCGACAUGGUUUGUACAAUCUUACAAAGGUCUCGAAUUUUACUAUAGUUGUCUUGAAAAGUCUUUGAAUUUGGUUUAGGUCCUUGAAAAGAACUUGAUUUUUUCGUUUGGUCUUGAAAAGUCCUUAAAACAAAAACCUUGUCUAAGCCAGAGACCUUUUUCUAUUAGAUUAUUUUGCCUUGGAAAAUUUGGCUCAUCCUCGGUGCAUAAGAACCCGUAAAUAUUAUUAAACUCAUGGGUAACGUAAAAACAUUUUUUUGCAUGAACAAUAUUUUAUUUCUGUUUCUUUAUUUCAAAUGUUUAUAUAAUUUUCAAUCUGUACCACAGAUGCAAUAUUGCAAGUCAUACCCUGCAGUUAUUUUGCCAAGUCUUGUUAAGGAAAGAGUAUUAAAAUAAUAAUGUGAUCAUCGCGAUGGCUGAAGAAGUAAAAAUUGUAAAUUAAUGACUCCAUAACAUGUUUUAGCCAGUAGGGUGAUCAUAGGGGUUUAAAGAAUGCUGAUUUUAAAAAUAAAUCUUGGUCUUUGAUAACUGUACUUUGUCCUUGAAAAAUCCUUAAAAAGUCCUUGAAAUUUGUUCGUCUGGAGUUGUACAAACCAUGGCCCAACCAACUGUUCAUCCACACCACAGGGAAACCAAUGUUAAUUGUCAAACUUUAUAGCUAGUUUUGGGCCCUGCAACCUGAUAUUGCACAUUCAUUUUGUGGUCAUUUAGAGCUGUCAAAACAGGGCAUCUGCUGACCAGUAUCACAUGACCGUAUUGCGGGCUCACGUGUCGACCCGUCGAGGUUACAUGUCUUUUUGAAGUUAUUUGCUGACAAGUUACUUAGUUUUUGAUUGAUUGUGGGCUCAACUUUAAGUGGAUGUCUAUUAAUGAAAGCUUCACCUUUAGGCUUGGCUAAAUUUAUAUAAUUAUUAUAACAUGAUCAAAUGGUCAAAAACGUUUACAUCUACAAGAAGUGGUGCUGAGGGGUCAGUAAUUCCAUAUUAGGAAGUAAAUUUUGACUGGUUCUCAAAAGAACUUCUGCAUUGGAACAUUUAUACGCUUCAGGGUUAUUGCUUCAAUCUGUCUUUAUUCAGUGAAUUAUUUGAUCUUCAUUGGGUGAUUCCAGAAAAUAUCCAUUCCUACCACAGAAGGCAUCGAUCUUCUUCUUUAUCUUCAUCUUCACAGAAAGCAUCUCCCCUUGCUAUCUGAGUUCCAAAAUGCUCAAUCACCUUGCCCUCAGAAUUGCAGCUGUAUUAUUCUUAAUGAAAACUAAAAAAUAAAACAAAAUUGACAUUUGCCCACAUUAGUCCAAUUGGCAGCAUUGAGAACACCCCAGGAUUCCAUUCCCAAUACUAAUGCAAAUUGUUUAUGAACCGUGAGAGUACCAUGAAAUCUAUAGUGGGAAAAAGCUGCAGAGAUUGAUAUCUAUUUGGUUAUUGUAAGUUGUCAAUCUCACCUAUCAUGCAGUGUGAACAUUUUAUAGCCUUGCUAGUGCUUUGUUCACCUUGAGCAUAUGAUCACAGCAUGAUUUGCAAAACUGUAAUUUUCUUCUGGAAGUCAAGACCCUUGAAACCCCCUGCCCUGAGUAUGGAUAUCUUAUGGAACCACCCAUUCUUUUGUCCAUCAAUGCUUCUAUUCAUUAAGAUUUGGACUUAAAGUGUAUUUAUGUCCUCUGGUGAGUUUUUCCCCCUGAUAAAAAUUUGUUUUAAAACUCAUUUUAAAAAAGAAUCUAUUUAAUACCUGCACCCUUAGCUUCAUCUUUAGUUGACUGCGACUGCAAAUGCAAUACAACUAGUUUAAUUUUUAAUGAUUUGGAUCGAAUUGGAAGCUUGAAAAGUUGGUUUGUGAGAAGAGGGAGAAAGUGGACUGCCUGGAGAAAAAGCUCUUAAUUAGAGCAAGAGCACAUAGUAACCAGUAACAAACUCAACCCACAGUGGCAUUAACUCCAGGACUUGAACCACUUUGGUAGGAGGUACAUGUAAUCAGUUAUAAAAAUAUGUCACUGGCCAUACUGAGAGUGUUCCUUCAACAGCGCAGUGCAAUAUAGUAAAAUAAUAAGAAAAUAAAAAUAAAUAAAAAACCCUUCCCUUAUAGACCUGCCUAUUUCUCUUUACCUUAGCCUAGCUAAUGCUCUUGGUGGGAAGUACAAGAAGAACUCCAGCAAGAUGGCUUUUAAAAUGGUUAGUACCUGUUGCUAUUGCCGUGAAUCCCAGAUUUGUCAGUGGUACCCAUUAAUGAUCAGCAUGUCAAGUAAUUCUGUUCUUAACCCUUUAAUCCCCAGUAUUCACCUACAAAUUCUCCAAACUAAUCUUUAAACAUUUCCUUAAAUAAUUACUGCAAAUCCUCUAUUAAGCCCCAUCCCUCUAAUAGGCCCUUUUCAGGGAAAGACUGAGUUCAUAACCCCCCCCCCCCACCCCCCCCCCCCCCCACUUUUUGUUAAGCACCCCCCUCUCCCUUCCCUCUCCUAAUUAUUCUUCACUAAUAAAUGAUAGACUUAAUUAAUCAAUCACUACUGAAAAACUUUUGUGUGGACUGAUCUGGAAUGGUUUAUUUACAAACUGGAAGUUCGGAUUUGAUUCUGAUCCUUGGCUGCAUGACCUCCAACCUUCUUGUACUUGAGCUUUUCCACUAUGUAUUGUAGUUCUUUUUAGAGAACUGAUACCAUCAUCUUUUCUAACUUAAAUAAGCCCCACCCUCUCCAAUAAGCCCCCCCUCCCACCCCACCCAUCUCUAUUAAGCCCUCUCUCAAAUGAGCUUGAAGUAAAUAAGCACCCCAGGGGGCUUAAUAGACGAUUUACAGUAGCUGAGAAAAUUUGAGAAAAGAUCAAAGCAUUUUUUCGGUCAUGAUCAGCUUAUUAAUUCUCCUAACCCUAUCAUUAAAGGGUAACUUGACUAACGCGCAACUGAAGUGUUUUUGGGCGAGAUCAUAGUACAUACUUAGGCAAAUUGAAAAUUCCUAAUAAAUUUUUUGUGGACCAAAAGUGAAAUCUGCAUGUUGAGAUGUCUCAGUUUAACUGACACACAGCACAUUCUUUGCAUAAGCCCCUUCAACUUUCAGUUGUCUUUUCAAUAUCUGGUCAUUGUUUAAUGAUUUGUUCCUUUCUUGAAUGUUGUAGAUGGAGAACAUUGGAUUCUUUCUGUCCUUCUGUGAUGAAAUAGGGGUACCUAAAAGCGACAUCUUUCAGACCGUCGACUUGUAUGAAAACCAGAAUAUACCAGGGGUAAGUGGUGACUUUUGUUGGAGGACAGAGUGUGUGAUAUCUUUGCCCCUGGAUUGACCAAAGCUCAAGGAAGUGAUUGACAAAAAUCAGAAGGGUUCAGUUCAUGCUUCUUUUUCAAUAGUUUGCUAAAAAAGAAAAUCCUUUAUUACCUCUAACUGCUCUAAGUGAGACCAACAUUUAGUUUCUCCUUAUACUACUCAAUCCAAGAUAAAGGUCAUGAGAAGAAAUGAAAUGAUCAACAAGUGAAAGAGAUCUUGAUAAUAGGCCAUUUUACAGUUGAGCGCUUGGUGUGCUAGCCUUCGAGUGAUCUUGAGGCUGAUGUUGACCUUGUUUUGAUACAAACCUCCUUCCUUUUCUAAUGGGAAUUUUGCUUAAAAAAUACUAGUUAGCAUACAACAACAACAUGAUUAUUAUGUACAUAAUAAAGCAAGAAGGGUUGUAUCAAAACAAGGUCAACUCUAGCCUCUUUUCCAACGGUAACUGUAAAAUGGGCUAUUGUUGAACAAAUUUUUCUUAUAUAUCUAUGGGAAACGCUGAGGGAAAGGGUUCGUUAGUCCAUGUACAGUGUAAAUUUGGUUGUAUCGAUGGUGUGGGGACAUGUUACGGUCAACUUCCGUUUCUGUGGACACUCGGAACCGCCGUCUAGUGUCCCUAAUAGUGAGGGCCUGUUUAUAUGAGGUAAGCUAGCCCACUAAGGUGAUGUUACUGGAGACGAUUCGCAACGACGAUUUUUAACGCAACACAGCGUUGUAACAUUGUUGCGACAUUGUUUCGAAUGGUUACAACAUUGUUCCAACAUUGCAACUCUGUGCUGGGCUAAAAAUCGUCGUUGCGAAUCGUCCUGUGUAACACCCCUUUUAGCCGGGCUGGCUCGGCUUGUGCCUUGUAUUCUCGUAAAACUUUUCGUUGUGUGUAUAUGAGGCGGGCUAUCACUCUUGCCGAGAUCUCGGCUUGUGCAACCGGGAUCUCGACAAGCCGGGCCAGCGCGCCUCCUCAUAUAAACACAACUACAUAAACAAUUAUAAUUUGAGGUAAUUCUGUCUAAAAUGUUGAAAGUUGCUGAUUGAUGGCCAUUAUAACGAGAGUUAAAACAAUAAAAUUGUGCUGCUAUGACCGAGGAAAGUGUUCUUUAAGUCCGUUAUAGCGAGAGUCCGCCGUAACAGCGAGAGGUUGUUUCAGUCAAAUGUCUGUAAUUUUCGCCGACGGGGAUUUUGCUGCUGUCCGUAUUAGCGGGGUGUUCGUAAGAGCGAGGUGUCCGCAAGACGAGACUUGACUGUACUCAGCUGUACUUGGUAGCCUUUUCUGAUCUGUAAUAAAUGAAUUCUUCAACACGGACUAUCAGUCUUAGGUUUUUCUUCCUCCUCCUCUUCUUCCUAACCUUAUAAAAAUGAAUCUGAUGCCAGCAAGAAUCAGUUUUUAAGAUAAUGUGUGAUUGUUUUGUUUCAUUAGGUCAUUUCUGGUUUGCAUGCUUUUGCCCGAAAGGUAAGCUCAAACAGUAGCUCUUGCAAUUUUCAAGUUGAAUAUUAUGGAAUUUCAUUGCUAUUAUUGAGAGAAAUUGAAUUUUAAAUAUGCCCAGGUUACUAUACGUUUUAGGGCUCAAAAUAAUUUUCGGAAGGUGGCCAGACACGAUGACCGGCCAAAGAAAUUUUUGCUCGGUUAAGUUUCGUUUUUGACCGGCCAAAAUAUUGGGUAAAAGUUAAUUUACCCUUGUUUAAUUUUCUAUUUGUGAAAGUGAUUGUAUUUUACAAAAAGACCAAAUCUAAGAUUUACAGAUGAGGAUUUAGCUGAUUGUUCAAGAAUGAAAGUGUGCAUGACCGGUCAACAUGACCGGCGAGUGAAUUUUGUGGCCGGUGAAGUUGCCGUUCAGGGCGGACGUUGUGCGUUGACCGCAAAUCUUCAAAAUAAGUGAAAAAAGGCGAAAGGAUAGAUGCUAUGAUAUUGCAUCAACUGUGAUUCAUUAUUUUACUUUAUGCGGCGAUUGUACAGCCUUUGAAAUCUGUUUCUCUCUCCGAUAGUGCUCUGCACUCGGUAAACCAGUACCCCAACUGGGUCCUAAAGAAGCCACAGAAAAUAAACGGGAAUUCUCAGAGGAGCAACUCAAAGAGGGACAGAAUGUCAUAGGCCUUCAAAUGGGAACCAACAAGUUAGCUUCGCAAGCUGGUGAUCACUUCGGUCGCCCGAGGCAGGUGGCUGGAGUAGAUGCAUACAAAUAAACUCUAAAACACGAUGAAAGCUAAAACGAGAUGAAAGCUUUCCAAGUCGAAAGAAGAGAUGUCAUGGUCAGCAUAUCUUUAGCGAUAGCGGGGCUUAUCUUGAAACAUGUAACUAGAAAUUUGAAAAUAUCAUUUGUAAGUGCAGUAGCGUCGAUUUGUACCUUUUUAAUUAAAUAAUACACAAUUUGGUGGUUGUAAUAGGUGUAGUUUUCUAUGGCAAUAAACGCUCUUGUCUGGCACUAAAGGUGUGUUCGAUGCGUGGAUCAUUUUCCCUUACCAUUUAUAUGGAUGGUUUCGGCUGGCUUUCUGGUUUAAUUUUUUCCUUUAAUACAAGGGGGGUGAAUGGAAAAUUAAAGAAAGUAGGCAGGAAAAGGAUUAUCUGCACAUAAACCAGAUAGUCCUCGACGAAUCUUAGUGCUUUGCCUCGCUAUUAAAGUGGACACGACGUGAGUGAAGGCAACAAUGGGAGAAAAAUUUCCCCCUUUCCCUCGAGGCUUCGGCUUUUAGGCCGAAGACGUGUCGGCCCCUAAGGAAUCUCGCAGCACGCGAGGAAAAACCUUUUCUACUCAGGAUAUCUGCGUUAGGUUCCAUCAUACCACGCUCGUAUCCAAUACCCCGCUUUCAAAAUUCCCCGCUCACCGCUCUUAAUCACCGCUCCGCCCUGUGAAAGCCUGGGGAUGAGGCAGCCCAGGGACACCCACCCUCGGGGACCCAAAGCCAGCUUAUCCGGACUAUCGGAUUUUCAUGGGCGAUACCAUAUUUUGUAAACUUCUCCUGUGCAAAUCUGGUAGUCCCUACCAGCUGCCCUUGGAUCUCCGAUUAUAAUACCUGAUGGUGGACUGUUUGGCAUUUCUCUAUUGAUUACUCAUGUUAAUUUUAAUCUUUAAUCAACGUCAUCCCCUUCCCUUAAUUUUAAACAAACACCACCCCCAAUUUUUCCUCAUUAAAAACAUUUUAAAUUUAAGAAAGAAAUUCUCAGACAUCUAUUGUGCAAGGACUCGCAUGAAAUCUCCAGGUAUUCUCAAAUGACAGCUGAGUGUCAGCCACUGAACUUCGGCAAGAUUGGCCUUGGCACGCUUAUUUGGCCGUCAAAGUUCACUUUUGAAAGUUUAUUCCUUGUGCAUGCGCACUGUAAGACUGAAAACAAGCGAAUGCACUGUUAACUGAGGCGAGUGGGCGGGGGGAGGAGGUAUCCAUAUCUUACGCGCAAUUUCUCAUCGGUUCGCAGUACAAUUGACUCGGCGCCGACUUGUCCCCCGCCAGUCGGCUGCUCUCAUUCAAAGUUCGGCGCAAGGUAGCCUGCGUGCAAACAUGCACUAUUUUUCCCUUUGUGAAAUUGGAGACGUCUGCCCACAGGCUAGGCGCAGGGAGCUAUUAUAUAUGCUUGCUUUUUCACUGCUGUAGUGACGCCGUUUCCCGAAGAACUAUUAUAAUAACAACAAGGUUCUUCGUGCUUUGACUAUUUUAAUUUUUUUUUUUCUGAUCUGCUGGCGGUCCUUCGUUCCUAGUAUACCGACGAUUUCGUUUGUCCUUGUAUACACUAGCUCUUUUUUGUCUGUCACAAUUUUUUUUUCGAUCUCCUUCGCUUCUCAAAACCUUCUAAGUCAAUCCAGUUUUAAAUUCGUUUUGUAAGGAUUUCUUGUAUUCGUCUCUUCAACUGCAAAUUUUCUUCAUCUUUUAAGUGCUUGAGGUCGACUCUGUCGAGAAGCGCAUCUAUCCAGUGGCGGGCGUUUUGUUCGAGUUUAGCUUCACUUUCCCCCUGAAAAGGUUCGAUAAAAGAAUUUUACAAAGUUCUUCAAUCAUCUUUUUCGUCAAAACCAGAGUGACGGUGCGGCUAGACUACGAGUAGUCCCCAUUUUUCCUCAGGGAUGGUAUAGCGAGUGAAACGCGAGCGCGCGUGAAAAUCACCUCACGCGAGAAAGGCGAGACGCGGUGCGGAGAGAGAAAAAUGAGGGACGUCCAUGUUUCUCUCUCACCGUCUCCUCUCGCCUUUCUCGCUUGGGGUGACUUUCACGCGCGCUCGCGUUUCGCUCGCUCUACAUCCCUGAGGAAAAAUGGGGACUACUCGUAGGCUAAGGUGCGGCUACAACAUUCGUUAUUGUAUGGACAGUCCACUUGCUACAAUGAACUACUCUCCAUUUAUAUUUUGAAAUAUUAAAAAUAAUAGAUUUCCUCCCAUUCAACGCCAGGGCCAACACCCUGCGUCCGGGUAAAAAAAAAAACUAAAACUUCAUGACUUAAGCUUUGAACUUGCUCAAACAAAAGCAUAGAUUGAAAACAAUUAAACACUGAGACAAGCAAAAAAAAUUCGGCUUCAGCAGGCGAAGUUUGUGUUUGCAUUCAAUUUUAAAAAUACAGUACGAAUUAUGCACAGUAUACGUAAUUUUCAAGGAGUUAUAAUAAUUCCUCCAGUGGGGUUAAUUUAACUCCUUACCGUAGAGUUAUUCUAUCCAAGAGGAGUUUAAAGAACUCGUUUUCAGGAGUAAAAAUCACUCCAGAUUUGGAGUUAAUAUCGAGGACCGCAGUUAAAGUAACCCCCCAAAAGGGGUUAUCCUAUACCUAAAACUUUUUACUCCAUUUAAUGUAGUUAUAAUGAUUCACUAAAAAUUACUGUGUGGCGAUACCUUGGGUGCGUUUUUAUGAAGCGAGCUUUCCACAACCAAUAAGCCAGUUAUUAAGAGAACUGCAAUGGUGUACUUUACAACCUGCAACACAAAGAACCGCCUCUGAAGUCAGGUUAUACAAUUGCAACGAGUUAGUUAACGUUCAUAUAGCCUGUUCAUGGUAUUCGACACCCAAGGAAGAAACGAAAUAGCUUGAAAUAGGCCAAAACAUCAAUUAGAAAGUUUGAUUCUGCCCGGCCCAACCUCUGGCUCUUCCUUCCAAGAGCCUUUCUGCGGAAUGGUUUAGAUCGUCCUGCUUCAGCGACUAUAGGUUAUUGCAUCUCACCACCCGUUUGUUUAACAAUGCAUGAUAUUAGUUGACUAGACAAGAAACGACGGAUUUUGAAAGCUUAAUCUUCAGUGUAGGAAUUUUAAAAUAUAGCUUACCUUUCUUUGCGUCGCCAUUAACAUUAAUUCUGUUCUCUUUUUUUCUCUGAAGUUGUUUCUGGCGAUUGAAUUACGAUUCCCCAGUUCCUCACCACUCUAAGAUGUCAAAGAUACUACCGAUAAGGCUUGUGGCAAACUCUUGGAGGUGGCGGGAUGGGGGGGGGAUAGUGUACUUUUUUGAGGGGUGGUAACCUCCUGAGUAUCUAUAAUAGUCUGUUCAUCAGCUGCAUUUCUGUAAAACAUAUUCCAAACUAGACAAAAUUUUUCCUUAUUUCUGAGACUCUCGAGUUUAAAUUGCAGCUCAUCACAGGACUGUGGUUUGUCGAUUGCUCUCCAGAUCUCCUUUAGAAAGGGAUGAGUGCACCGAAAUCGCACAAGAGAGCAACAAGUCUAGUGUAACGGAAUUACGAAUGCAGAGCAAAGUUUUUCCAGUCAAUGGCCAAUACGUCGGCGAUGAGUGGAUCAAGUCUUCUACAUGGCCAGAGUUGGAGUAAACACAGUAAACGGUAGUGCACCGACAGAACUGCACGUUUUCAUGGCAGACAAGUUCUAACUGUCAAACAAUGAUGAAUCAGGGUAUGAAUGGUAAUAUAGAUCCCAAUUCAGAUCUCAGAUCUCUAAUUCUUACUACUAAUGGUUUUUAAACCCUACACCUAGAAAUAGUUACACAUCGAGAGAGGAACAAUAAAAUUUGUGUUUGUGAAGAUCUCCCCCUCCCCCCGCUCUUCAGUAACCCGAGAGAGCAAGCUUUGUACCAGGCAGUUACCAGCAGUGGAUGAACUAAUGACGACUGGUUGUGAAACCCUAGUCCUGUUGUUUGUUAAAUUGAUGACACGAACGGUGACCAGCCUAAAUCCCAGUAUCAAGAUUUCGCUCUAGGGUGAUUUACUUGACCCAUAAAAGACGACCGUAAACUAGGGGGGGGGGGGGGGCUUAUCUCCGGGGGGGCUUAUAACCGGAACAAAAAAACCCCCCCAAACCGAGCUGCAGAAGUACUGAACAAAAUACGGCUUAAAAAUAAUAAAACAUAAAAACUCCCUGAUAAAUCGAAUUAUUUUCAUUACUUUUGGGGGGGGCUUUUAGGGGGGGGGGGGGGGGCUUAUCUCCGAGGGGGCUUAUAACCGGAACAGAAAAAGCCCCUCGAAACGAGCUGCAGCAGUACUGAACAAAAUACGUCUUAAUAAUAAUUAAGCAUCAAAACUCCAUGAUAAAUCGAAUUCAUUUCACUACUUUUGGAGGGGGCCUUUAUCCGGGGGGGGGGAGGCUUAUAAUCGGAUGUGUUUUUUUGUUUAUAAGGGAACGGGCCUGCAACUGGGCAACCUCGUUCCCAGCGCGCUUUUCUCCGGGAAAAACCGCCUUGGGGACGAGGUUGCCUAUUGAUGGGCCUAUAACUCGGCAACCUCGUUCCCAGAGUCCCCCCCCUACCCUUCCCUGCGGAGCAGAACGUUUUGUGAGUUUCCCCCGGCCCUGAGACUGGGGUCUGCGACGGAGAACAAGCUUGCAUGCUGUCUUUGAUUCAUGAUCAGUAGAGAAAUGAUUAACCUUUUCGGCACGUAUUUGUUUACUUGAAGCUUUCACUUACAAAAAAUUCGGAAAACUCGUCUCAUUUGUCUUGUCAGUCAUUCAUAAAGGUUAACUAAGCGAAAACGUUUAUCUCCGCUUUCCAUAUAAGGACCAAAAUUGUAACGCCAAAGUAAAAUUUCUCGAUCUGGCAUAAAUGUGAAAAUUUUUUUCCUUAUAGAAUCACAACAUAUCUAUAAAAAAUUGCUAUAGCGUAUAUCGCUAGUGAUUAUCUACUGAAAUAACAGGAGAACAGGAUUGCUUACAAACCGUUUUCACUGAACAUGAGAAAACAGACUUUUCAGUUUCAGCCGGUUGCAUGCGUGUGUAUCAAGCGUGGCGGAAUAAACUUGAUUAAAUCUUUGACAAUUUGCCCAUUCUUUGCAUUUGGAUCUGUGCUUUCUGCUUCGAAUUCAAGUGAGGACCUGAAAAAGACACUUGAAGGAAACCAACUACAGUUAUACCAGAAACAUGGCGGAAAAUAAAGCCAGAGGGUAUGGCUUAUCUGCAGAAGUGCAGCGAAAGGUAACGUUAAAUCUAGAAAGCAAUUUUUGUCCCAUUUAAUACCUAGAAUUUGUAAUUAAUUUCCAAGAGAUCAUGCAGCUCAAGAUUUACACAGAUUUCGAGAAAAACUUGCCACCGAACGAUCUUGUAAUAACUGAAUUUGUACCAUACAGUUACAGUUUCAGUUUUGUCGCCAUUUCAAGCGAACUUCAAAGAGAAAGCUAUUUUUUUCGCGAUUACAUGUCUGAUGCAUGUUCCGUUUGAUGAGCUGUCCCUUCAUCGCCGUUGUUAUCUUCAAAGACGUGGCAAACCUCACUGAAAACUGAUUAAAUACUGAUAAUAUUCACAGUAAAUGUUUUACCAAGAUGAAGUCUAGCCUCUAAAUGAUUUCAUAUUCAACUAUCCCUGGACUCUCUUGCAUGGGAGUUUCGAGAUGUGUCUGUUUCCAUGAGUUGAUCUUAAAUAAAGCAUUGUUUUCAUUCUUAGAUUACGGUCUAACUUUGAGGUUUUCAGCACAUCUAGCCAAAACGGUUAGGGUAGCUAAGCCUUCCUACUGUGCAUAAGAGGCACUGAGAUCGAUCUUCCAAAGAGAUGUCCGUACACAGAGAUUAAGGAUCCCAUUCGGGCUUGCGCAACAGCUGGUGGCGAAAUAUAUAGUGACAAACAAGAAAGUAUACAUUCGAGUAUUCACCAAAACUCGCGAAAUCGUUCUCUGCCUUUUCCAACUGAGUCAGUUCCCGGCUCGAUAUCAAGAGAAGUCUUUUAAAGUUCGAAGUAGGAUAAAUAUUUAACUCAGAGGAAACAAUAGGCUCUUGUGAAAAUAAUUGGCGUAUUGUAAGCCAAACGGUAUUAACAUCAGGGAAAAAUGCAACAAAGUACUGCCCAAAGACGAGCCAAGUGAAAUUGUUACUUGAAUUGUUAAGAAACUUUUAGUGUCAAACACUGUUGACAAAAUGCCCAGAGAAAGUCCAACUCAAGGAAAUUUUUACAUUCGCAUAUUUGAUAAAAAUGGAAACAAUAACCUUGAAGUUUGUUUUGAAAACUUUCAAGGCCACCUACGGAGCAGGUUGUGGGUAACCUUUUAUUAAAAACGUAAAUAUUGGAGCGAGACGUAGUAACCGCCUGUGAGUGAGCUAUAACUAAGGAGCGACUGUUUUGCGAAAGCCCAACGCAAAACUGCAACGCGACAGCCCGCUCGAACUGAAAGAAAUGGAGUAUAGGAAAAUGGAAAUUGAAUAAAAGGGCAAUCUCGUCCCCAGGGUCUUCUCGUUUUCCAAUACGCCGCCGCCAUAUUGGAAAACAAGAAGACCCCUUGGACGAAGUUGCAAAAAGGGAAAGUGAAUAAGAAUACAACGUCAACGAUAAACUGUCAAAGGCCAUCAAAGCUUAGGCAUACGAGAGCAAUCUUCAGCCAUCAUGACCGAACAAGCUUGGUCGAUGAAGGAUUGAUUCCCGGAGGUGGGGCAUACUACCAUAUAUGGGCUAUAUAGGUAUGUGCCGCUGUGAAGGGUAUGGUUUUCAAGCAUUUUACCCUGGGAUGGAGUAUAUAAAUCGGAGAGGAGAGAGUUUGGGUCUAGAGUAGCGUAUCAUUUUCCAGAAAAUUGAUUAAUUGGUUGAAAAUUUUAGUCUACUCUAGGGAAACCGGGAAUUGCCACUCAAACAUAUAAAAAGUGAAAAUCAAAUCGGUUUUGUUUUGGCUGGACUUUGCUAGAGACCUCAGUAGUUUCUGGAAAACAUCUACUCUAGGAUAGGGGGAUUUGGGGAGUUUAGUCUAGUAUAAGGAAGGAAAAUUCACUUGAACUAGCUCUGGUAUAGGCUAAGGGUUCCAGGGUCCCAUGCCAGCGGCACAUCCCCACUCAAAAAUUCCUAAACUACCCCCCACCCCCGGGGGAUUAAUUACAUAGCAAAAACAAAAAUGUUUUCUUGCGGGAGGAAGCGGGAUAUCCCAAUCUUGCCCGAUCGGGUAGCCAUUGAGAAAACAGGAUUCGAUUCAUCUUACUCGCUUUUGGAGCCAAACUCGUAAUAAAUAAUGUAAUUAGCAUAUGAACUUGCUAAUGGGGGAAGUGUGGUUGUCAUUGGGGAAAUGAUAUUGAUUUGGGAAGGAAAUAAAUUAGCGGUAGACAAGGUAUGCACGCCAGUUAGUCCCCUAAUAGGCUCAGAGGCACCUUGUUGUGGUGGUGGACUAUUCAUCUAUCCGUGGUGGUAUUGAUCUACUAAUUAUUCACUUCAUAUUAACUACUCCCCAAAUCCAAAAUUUUUCCCUUUUCCAAAAUUUUAAAUACCCCCCAACCCCCCUACAAUUUUUAUACAUUAAAGCAUUCGAAAAAUCACAAAAAAAUUCUCCAAAAAUUAUUGAACUCCAAAGACUCCAAAGUAAUUGAGUCAUUUUGCGAUUGAAUGAAAAAAAGGGGCGGAACUAAACGAAACAAAAUACUUUUAACCAGACCUCCCCAUCAAAGACCCGUUUAACAUCACGAAUGAGUGGGGUGCAGAGCAAUAAGAAGAAGAGGGCCGAUACAAUAUUUCGUAGAUCGAGGGAAUAAACCUUCAUUCCGACGGUUUCUUUGUUAUCAGAUUAAUGCCAAUUACAACAAAAGAGUUGAGGAGGACGUGAGACGCUGGAUCGAAGAUGUGUUGGAAGAACCAGUGGAAUGGGGAGCAGAAGACACUGACUCUCCUGGAAGUGGUUUUGCCGAUGGUCUCAUGGACGGUGAAAUUCUUUGCAAGUACGACAUUCUGUAGUCUGCGAACGCAGACGAAUUUCAGGUCGUCGCUUCUCUCCAGCUUAAAAAUUACUUUUCUGGUGGAGAGAGGAGACGACCGGAAAUACGUCGUGAAAUGAUUCUCAAAUUUGUGACGCAGUGAAGAAGAUAAGGUUAUAACAUCAUUUGAAUGUCCCUUGAUCAUCAUUAAUAAACAGCAUUUUCCAUAUAAAUCCAAUGGUACUGUUUAUUGAGCUUUACAAAGUGGAUCUCGGCUCAGUCUCCUUCCCAGGGUCCUCUCCUACUCGCCCUAUCCCCCUAUGGUCUGGCAGACGAGAUGGAGAGGAGCCUAGGGGCGAGGUUGGAUCUAACUAUCUAUUCUUUAAUAAAAUCGAUUCUUCAAUGUGACCAUUCAAAUAAAAGCUACUGAGCAGUACUUGCCUGUGAUACUCUUUAUUAUGCUGCAGAAGAGAAUUAAACCUUUUUUUAUUGUUAGUAUGAACGCGAGAGGAGGCUUGUUGAAUGAAAUCCUACCAUGAACCAUUCUUUCUUUCUUUUCAGACUUGCCAACAAGCUGCAGCCUGGAGCGGUGAAGAUGAACGACACUAAAAAGGUCACAAACGCUGCUAUGAGAACAAAUAAAGAGGUUAGAAACUAUUUCGUUGCAAACAAUCAUCCUUGCGCUCAGAGAAGUUUACAGACUGGUGUUAAAGAAGACAAGCAAAGUUAAAAAAAUCAAAAAACAAAAAUCGAGAGCAACCAGAGCUUGAAGCAAUUUUUUAAUGUCGGUUUUGAGUGUGGGAAAUUCCCGGGGGAUGGUGGUUGCUCUCAAGUAGAAGUACAGGGAGGUUCUCUCUUAAGAAGUGCAAAGCUGACGGGAAGCGUGAAUAUCGUCUAUAAAAAUUAAAAACGUAGGAUAUUGAAAAACUAGAAUUUAUUUUUCACAAAUAAUGUAACGGAAAAAAGUUCGGAAUUUUCAGAGAGUAAAUAAUAAGAAAAACGUGUGAGAUAUUGUACUGUAUAUUAAUUAUCAUAAAAAAGUCAGUAUACUUUACUUUUUAUUAACAGAAAGAAAAUAUUGAGAAGUUCUUGAAGUUCGCCGAGGCUUAUGGCGUGAAGGACCGAUUUACCACUGCUUACCUGUACCAGAAACAAAAUGUUAUGUCGGUGAGUUUGAAUUCUUGAGGGAAAGUAUAUUUUCUCUUUAUUAAGACGAGUGUCUGCUAAAUGCACCAUUAACAAGGAUGGGCCGUCUUUCAGUAAGAGAAUGAUGUCUGAUUUAAGAGUGGACAUCUCGCCCCAACUUUAGCGCCUACACUGCUUGCAGCUCUCAAUUUUCUCCUGUCUACUUCUGACUUCUGUUUGGUAAACUCGCGAACUGACGCGAAUAUCAAAGCGAAGAGCAAGGUGGUUGUCUUACACCUGGCUGGCUCUGCAUUGUAGCGUUCUUUCCGGUUUGCACGUAAAAAAUAGAACAGACGGAAAGGCUGUGGACAGUUUACUCAGGCUCCCAUGUGAACACCUGCUAUGCAUGUGCAACCUUAUCCAAAGCUUAUCAUUUUCUUAAAAUAUUAGCUAAUUUGUGGAUAGCAUGCUAUUUCACUGUUUUUAUGAUUCUUAAAACUUCGUUCCAAAAUAUUUCGAAAACACUCUCAUAGAAUUUGUUCAAACUUUGCCAUAAUUGAGGCAAUUAUGGCAGGUACAUACUCCUUUAAGCGAUUUCUUAAAAAAACUCCUGGUACAGAGAAACUCAAAGAUAAAUAAAAAACGUAAUGCCGUCAUUACGUUGCUAUGGCAACUCCGAUUUCAAUAAAACCCAGAUCAUAAGAAAUUUUCCUCUUUAUAUAAUACUGUUGUGGUAACCUUUUUUCCAUAUCUUUACUCAUGCCGACGUAGUUAAUGCUCAAACUUGGGAGGUAUCCCCCCCAAAAAAAUCCAAUCAAGCCACCUUAAGGUAGAUACUUUCUAUUUUUUCCCCAUGAAAGAAAUCAAUUUCUUUUUUCCUGAAAGCGCUACCUGCAUGGGUAAAAUUAUUUUAGCGAAUGAACAUUUUAUUAACUUUCGAUACCUUUCAUUUAGUAAACUUUCAACAAAGGUUAGUAAAUCGACAGUGUAUUUGUAGUUUAAGUUUUGAGAAGUGAAAAUGACAACUAAGUACAAUGCUUAUGUAUUUUAUAUUUCCCUCGUUUGACGGUAGUCCAAUACGAUCAGUUUGGAAUUAUCAAAAUUCGUACUUGGCUCGCGGCUGAGGAGUAUAAAACAAAAGAAAUGAAUUAUGAAUCCCUGAAUCGAAAUGCGAUUUCUUUUGUUUUGAACCCUCAGACUCUGAGCCAAGUAUGAGUUUUAAUAGUUCGUAACCCACCUAUCAAGGCCAGAAUUAGAUGUCAUGGGAUCUCAAGAAAGCCAAUCAGUAGGCGCACCGUUGGGGAAAAGAUUUAAUUCCCCAUUNUCCCUGAAUCGAAAUGCGAUUUCUUUUGUUUUGAACCCUCAGACUCUGAGCCAAGUAUGAGUUUUAAUAGUUCGUAACCCACCUAUCAAGGCCAGAAUUAGAUGUCAUGGGAUCUCAAGAAAGCCAAUCAGUAGGCGCACCGUUGGGGAAAAGAUUUAAUUCCCCAUUGCGGAAACUAUAAGGGGCAUGCGUACAAGAUUUCGGGGCAGGGGCGGACAAGUGUUACUUAUGAUUGGUCGAUGGUAUCCAAGGCAACCAUUAACCAAUCACAAGUAACGCUUGUCAACCCAAACUAUCCCAGAGAUCGUUGGGCCGAAUGCUUCAACCCAUUCUUCUAAUAGUUUCUGGAGUGAGGAAUUCCAGCCUUAUCUUUUGUUGUUUUUGGUUUUUUUCAUUUCAGGUUGUUAAUUGCUUGUGCCAGCUAGGAAGCACAGUAAGUAUUUCAGGCGUUUUUGGCCGAUGCACUUCAACCGGAAGUGAGGCGGUCUUGACGCUAUAAAACUUGUCUUGCUUCGUUUCUUAACUGUUAUGGAGACGAUUUAACUGAAAAUUUGGUCUAAGCCACUACUCAGGAAUGUCCACUUUCUCCCUCUGUCUCCCUAUUCUAUCCGGUGGUUCGAGAGUCUCCGUAAGCGGACACUCUCGGGUAGGAGAAAAAGGUUCCGUAAGUGGAGCCAGCCACUUCUGGGAAUUUUUAUGUAAGCACCCACACAUGGGAUAGGUGGACGUUUACGAAAACCUAUACAAGCGCUCAUAACAUGCUUCAUUCACUGUUCAUCUUCAUCCAAUUCAAUACCGAUCAUAUGGCAGAAGUGCUUUGUACUGUUACGACUGAAUAACGUUUUUUCUAGUACUUAGUCUUCAAGCAUGUCUUAGCGGGAACUUAGAAACAAAUUAAGGGAAGAAUCAGUCACACAACUUCAGAAGUAUCUAAAGCCAUGUUUUCGACUGAGGUUAAAACGGAGAUUGUCGUGAGACUAUCGUGAGUAUAGUUGCCAUGUUUCCAUCCUCUGGGACUCAGUCGUCGUCCCGUUUCUUCCCGCCCGACUGAAUGCCCUCGAGUCUUCAGUGAUUUCCACUUUAUACAAGAAUGUCCGUUUUGUUAGCCUUUAAAUUGAGAGGUAAAUCAUUUUAAUUUCGCAGACUAAGCCCAUAGUGUGUAAAGUUCGCGGGGCAGGAACGCUUGGCGGACCCUUAUAAGGACAGGGUGGCAAAGGGGGGGUACCUAUCGGCGCAUCACGCCGCUUUUUUUUUUAAAGCUAUCACGCAUCUCGGAAAAAUAAAAUAAAAUAUUGACAAGUACCCUAUUAUCAUUUGAUCUGAGGAAAUCAGGUCGAGGUCGAGGAAUGAGGGCAAGAAGUUGGUGUCAUAACUAUCUAUUAUUAAUCAGUCUCUGCUUCUUGCUUCAAAUGACAUUAACCAUCACGGAAAUUUCAAAGGAAAAUCACGCGUCACGCGUUGUGAAAAUAGUAAAUCACGCAUCACCCUGCUAGGCCAAAUCACUUCUCACGAGGCUAAUUUGGGCCCGAUCACACAUCACGCGUCACGGAAAACCCCUUUGCCACCCAAAGAACGUCUGCGUGACAGGCCACGUAGUGUGGCCAUUGAAGCGAAGCCCCAUUAGGUAUUCUAACCACAGGGUUAGCUUAAUUGUAGCCUGGGACCAGUCCCUUUUUUGCCUUUUCCCUUACUGCGGAGCGGAGCCCGGAGCCGGAUGUUGCGAUCGAGUACUUCAGGUCAAUACUCAGACCAAUUUUUAUAAAUCUUACUGCCUUUCCUUGGCAACAAGCUGAACGUUCACAACGUAGGUACAACAACAUGUUGUUCCCAAUAAGUAUAUUUGUGUUAUUGUUUUUUUGUGCUCGAUACACAUUGAUAAAUAUUUUUGAAACAUGACACUUGUGCGCUAUUUACACUUUCUCCUAAUUACCACUGCGUUUAUCACGAACAGUUUCAUGAAAAUAUAUAAUUUAGACUAGGAAUGUAUUUAUCUCUUUUAAAAACCAACUGGAGGUCCAAUUUUUCUUAAACCGAUUCUUAAGUUUAAAUGACUGGAUGCAACUGUUUGCAGGCACAAAGCAAAGGCUUUAGUGGCCCCUGCUUGGGUCCAAAGAUUGCCGAGGAGAAUAAAAGAAACUUUACAGAGGAGCAACUGUGCGAGGGGAAAAAACACAUAGGCCUUCAGAUGGGAACCAACAAGUUAGCUUCGCAAGCUGGAGAACACUUUGGUCGCGCAAGGCAGGUGGCUGGAGUAGAUGCCUACAAAUAAAGAAUAAAACAAGGAGAAAUGUUUCUUUGACGAAGGGGAUAUGUCAAAGCCAGAAGCUAGUACAAUAGGAAAAUGUACUGUAAGCGCAAUAAUGUUGACCC
Molecule: messenger RNA, 24508 nt
Organism: Porites evermanni
Lineage: Eukaryota; Metazoa; Cnidaria; Anthozoa; Scleractinia; Poritidae
Source: the annotation of a GenBank genome assembly